Molecule: messenger RNA, 1303 nt
Organism: Galleria mellonella (greater wax moth)
Lineage: Eukaryota; Metazoa; Arthropoda; Insecta; Lepidoptera; Pyralidae
Exons: 1
Coding region: 50-943 (297 amino acids)
Source: RefSeq, a predicted model, not a curated record
CGAUAAAUGUAGUACACAUAUCGAAUCUUGUCAGUCGUAAUUAGUAGUCAUGGGGUCGAUGCACAUUUUAAUAACGCCCGUAAUUUUAUUAUCAAUUCAACGUGCUAAUAAUAUUUUGGUACGAUGCGAUUCAUUUGUAUUAGACCCAACAUACAUCGCCGCUCCAGCAAAUUUUGUCAAUAGACCGCCUAGACAAUUUCUGGAUAAUACUCAGUUUCCUGUUGUAAACAGGAAUUCUAUGGGAGUACCUCGCCAGGCUGUUCUUCAUACAAAUACGGCAGGAGCUCAACCCAAGCCAACUUCAAGAGAAAGAAAUUCCACACCUAAUAACUUGACAUUCUCGGAUUUGAUAAACGCCUUCAACGAAUUAGCUGAAAACGAAGAAACAGAACAUGCUCGUGCUUUUUCAAGAGAUUAUGAGUAUACACCUUAUGCCUAUCGGCCGCAACCAUAUGUCUAUCCACCACGACCAAACUAUGGACAAUCGGUUCCACCAGCCUAUACAUCACAGCACGAAGCAUCUUACCCCCUACCGUCACCACCACCAGCAGCGCCGUUGUCACAUCAUUCAUUAUCGAAGAUUUCGCUGUUAAAACCUGGUUUAGAUUUGGUGAAGCCAGUGACAGGGAAAGUGGCAAGUAAAGUAAGCGGAUUGGUUGGAUUAAUUUUAGGUUUACUGACAGGAUCCUCUGCGGACGAUACAGAACUGAAAGGUUUCAAGGAUAUAGUGAUAAAUGGUAUCGUUAAACCAUUACUACUGGCGAAAGGAGGAAUUAAGAUGUUGAUCAGUAAGUUAACCAUACCAUUAAUAGCGUUGUUGUUAAUAAAUUUGGAAGUUCUGGUAACCGUUUGGUGGUUAUGGGAAGACUGUCCAGCGCCUGUGCCUGUACCACCCCCAUAUCCCUAUCCAAAACCCGCGUAUAAGUAUAAUCAAUAUUACUAGGUUUAAAUCAUAAAAAAAAAUUAUAGAUUGUCUCCCUAAAAUGAUUUCUAUUAAAUUAAGCGUUUUUGGCAGCUUUUAAUUUGUAAUAUUCUUGUAAUUGGUGAUUUUUAUCAUAUCACAGCUGUCAUUUUUAUAUUUAUGUUAUAAUAUACUUUCAGAUUUUCUUUCAGUAUAAAAAACAAUGGCUUAGCCAACAGUUUGGUUGACCUCUUUUUGACAUUUAUCGCUCCAUCUAGAAAUAUAUGAUCUAUAAAUAUAUUUAAGUUGAAACAAAUGUGACCCAGUUUAUUAAUAGUAAUUGUAAGUGUAAUUUUCUUAUGUAUUGUAAGACUGAAUAUCUGUAUAUUGUUUUGUACAUUU